AUGCUGGCCGGCUUCCCGUCUACUGUGUCAGCAGCACUGCUGGACCUGAGACGUACUCAGAGUCAUCAAUGUGACAGCAGCAAAUGGAAUUCAGUGCUCAGAGCUCCUCUUACCUUUGUGUUUGUGAUCCAGCUGACAUCGGGAGGACGGCCACAUUACUACGUGUCCUACCGGAGGAAUGCCUUUGCCCAAAUGAAGCUGCCCAAAUAUGCUUUGCCCAAGGACAUGCACGUCAUCAGCACAGAUGAGAAUCAAGUGUUUGCAGCAGUUCAAGAAUGGAACCAAAAUGACACCUACAACCUGUAUAUCUCAGACACCCGUGGAGUCUAUUUCACACUGGCCUUGGAGAAUGUCCAGAGCAACAGAGGUCCUGAGGGCAACAUCAUGAUCGACCUCUAUGAGGUAGCAGGGAUAAAGGGAAUGUUCUUGGCUAACAAGAAGAUUGACAACCAAGUGAAGACUUUCAUCACGUAUAACAAAGGCCGAGACUGGCGUUUGCUGCAGGCGCCGGACACGGAUCUAAGGGGGGACCCUGUGCACUGCUUACUGCCCUAUUGCUCACUACACCUUCACCUUAAGGUCUCUGAGAAUCCCUACACAUCAGGGAUCAUUGCCAGCCGAGACACAGCUCCCAGCAUCAUAGUGGCUUCAGGUAAUAUAGGUUCUGAAUUAUCAGACAGCGACAUCAGCAUGUUUGUCUCUUCAGAUGCAGGGAACACCUGGAGGCAGAUCUUUGAAGAAGAGCACAGUAUUUUGUAUCUGGAUCAGGGUGGAGUCCUGGUUGCUAUGAAGCACACGUCUCUCCCGAUUCGACAUCUCUGGUUGAGUUUUGAUGAAGGGAGAUCUUGGAGCAAAUACAGUUUCACAUCUAUUCCACUUUUUGUGGAUGGGGUUCUGGGUGAGCCUGGGGAGGAGACUCUAAUCAUGACCGUGUUUGGACACUUCAGCCACCGCUCAGAAUGGCAGCUGGUCAAAGUGGACUACAAGUCCGUGUUCGACCGACGGUGUGCCGAGGAGGACUACAGACCGUGGCAGCUGCACAGCCAGGAUUCAGGAAAGCCCGAGGCAAUGAUUGGUCAGAAGAGCGACAGACAAAAGGAAUGUUCUCUAGCUGAUGAUGCUGGUGGUGAUGGUGAGCCCAUGCCUCCAGAGCCGCUCGCCAAGACAGAGUCACAGGUGGGCUUGGAUGCUGAGUAUAGGAAAGUCGUUUCCAAUAACUGCACGGACGGAGUGAGAGAACAGUACACCGCCAAACCGCAGAAGUGUCCCGGGAAGGCCCCGCGAGGGCUGCGCAUCGUCACUGCAGAUGGAAAGUUGACAGCAGAGCAAGGGCACAAUGUUACCCUCAUGGUGCAGCUGGAAGAGGAUGCUGCCAGCCAUCGAAUGGCAGAGAAGAUGACUCUUGAUAAAAUUUGCUGUCCCCUGGAGCAUGUACACCUGUCUCUUCCCUUUGUCACCACAAAGAACAAAGAGGUCAACGCAACAGCAGUGCUGUGGCCCAGCCAAGUGGGCACCCUUACUUACGUGUGGUGGUACGGAAACAUCACGGAGCCUCUGAUCACCUUGGAGGGAAGCAUAUCAUUCAAGUUUACUUCGGAAGGGAUGAACACCAUCACAGUGCAGGUCUCAGCUGGGAACGCCAUCCUGCAAGACACGAAGACCAUCGCGGUGUAUGAGGAAUUCCGAUCCCUUCGCCUGUCCUUCUCUCCGAACCUGGAUGACUACAACCCUGAUAUCCCUGAGUGGAGGAGGGACAUCAGCCGAGUCAUCAAAAAAUCCCUGGUGGAAGCCACCGGGGUCCCAGGCCAGCACAUCCUGGUGGCGGUGCUCCCUGGCUUACCCACCGCCGCUGAGCUCUUUGUCUUGCCCUAUCAGGAUCCGACUGGAGAAAACAAACGGUCGGCUGAGGACCUAGAGCAGAUAUCAGAACUGCUGAUCCACAAGCUCAACCAAAACUCGGUGCACUUUGAGCUGAAGCCUGGGGUCCAAAUCCUUGUCCACGCAGCCCACUUAACAGCAGCCCCGCUGGUGGACCUCACUCCAACCCACAGUGGAUCCGCCAUGCUGAUGCUGCUCUCGGUGCUGUUUGUAGGGCUGGCCGUGUUCGUCAUCUACAAGUUUAAAAGGAAGAUCCCGGGGAUUAAUGUUUAUGCCCAGAUGCAGAAUGAGAAAGAACGAGAGAUGGUCAGUCGGGUCAGUCACACUGAAAGCAGGGCCCAUAUCCCUCAGACUGAACUAAGGCGGCCUGGCCAACUGAUAGAUGAGAAGGUGGAAUGCCAGCUCAUAGGAAGUAUUUCCAUAGUUGCUGAGAAUCAAAGCACAAAAGAGAUCCCUACCUAUGUAAAUGUUUGAAUGGAGGACGCCAGUAAAAACAAAAACAAACAAACAAAUAAAAUAAAAAACGAUCAAAAUCCAAACAGACAGACAAACAAACAAACACUCACUGCAUCGGGACUUUUUAAUUCUUCAGACACAGACAACAAGGGUUUUUAGCUUUAAGCCUGUGCAUGUGGACAAUACCUUGAACAUGCUUGGAGGGGCAGUGUGCUGGUGCUCUAUUUUAAUGGAAAAACACUCCCCUCCCCCUUUCCUCUUCUCUCUCUUUUUUCUGAUCCGUCGUGUUUGUAGAAAAUUCAUAACAUAUAGAGGCCAAGGAAAUCUGCAUGUGUUUUUGGAAAUAUUCUUGGCUCUCGACUUAACAGCUAUUUUAGCCCUAGAGGCUGAUGGGGGGCAUUAGCCGCCCCAGCGCCUUUCAUAAGACACAAAGACAUGCACAGGAGUGUGAAACCCUGAGCUGUUUCUCUGUCCCAGUUUCUUUUCUAAGUUAUCUCUGGUAGCUCCGGUGGCCAGCCGUGGCCACAGGACUGCUUGCGUUCUUGCAUUCUGUGCAGCCACAGGGACGAAGGAGCGAGGUGAAGUUCCACAUACGCGGGCAGACGAGGGAAGGCAGGGAGGGGGGGCAAGCAUGUCAGAAGUGGAUCUCUGUUUCCUGUUCACCUCUUCCCGUCGCCAAGGCUUUCCCUUGUAGCUUUCUUACUCCUGUCCCCCAGCUUACGUAGAAGAGAGAAUCCCAGGUCCCCAUUGUCUGGCCUCCCCAUUUGUUUGCUACCCAUGUGUGGUCAUGAUCUGUUGAUGUCUUUGUACCUCUUCCUUCCAGUCUCCAAGUUGUCUUUCAACUCCUACUUUUUCUUCCCAAACAUGUUACUGGAUUCUAGACAUUAACUUCAGUGUUCCCUAAAUACUGGCCUGGUCUCUGCUGGCCUUGCCCCCCACCACCCACACAUGUCAGCAUGCCAACUUCCCUACACUGACCCAGCUGCAUCCUGCCCUGCAGGUUUCGGCUCCAUGUAUCCUUUGUCCCCUCCUGUAGAACCUGCCUCUUCCAAAUAGCUUUGCCUUUUCCCACCUGGAAACAUGCAGAGUGUGUGAAAGAGUUGAUGUAUGCAAAACGAUUCAAACCUGGCCAUGUACACUGGAAAAGAAAGCAUACAGAUGAAUAGUGGUAUUCUCACACCUUAACAAAAAUCUCGUGUGCAGAUUCCAGAAUAUUCUUGUGAGAAAUGUUUCGAAUGUGUUACUAUGUGGCAGGGCAAUUUCCUUCUGUAAUGGUUGCUAUUACCCAGUAUUUGUUCUCUCACAAUACAGUAAAAAUAUUUGUAAAAUAAAACUGAUUUUAACCAGAA
Molecule: messenger RNA, 3683 nt
Organism: Leptonychotes weddellii (Weddell seal)
Lineage: Eukaryota; Metazoa; Chordata; Mammalia; Carnivora; Phocidae
Source: RefSeq, a predicted model, not a curated record